AUGGCAAGUUUAACAGUGUUGUUGCGUCAUUCUGGCAAGUGGAACGAUGAGAGCAAUUACGUUGAUUUUUCAAUUGAGGGAAUACUGAUAAAGGAGUCUGCGUCGUAUAAUGAUUUGGUUGCUUCAAUUCCUAAUCAACUGGGCAUAGAUUUGAGCACAAAAUCCAUUAAAAUUAAAUACAAAGUAGAAGGGAAGAGCACGCCAAUGGAAAUACACAAUGACAUGGGUUACAUGGUGUAUGUAGAGUUAAAAAAAGAUAACAGAGAAUUCGGGAUGUAUCCUUUGUGCAUAAUAACGAUUGAAAAAGAACUUGUAUCCGGUGGAGAAGCAAUUAGGGUGUUUGAACUGAACAAGGAUUUGAUAAUUUCAAAAACUAGUCAAAGGGAGGUUAUUGUUGGACAAGUAUAUAAGGAUAAGGCUACAUUGAAAGAGGUGAUGGAGAAUUAUGCUAUAUCGCAAAGGUUUCAAUUCUGGGUUGAUAGGUCUAAUGCUGUCAGCUAUGCAUUAUUAUGUAUGUCAGAAGAUUGUGAAUGGAGGUUUAAGGUUUCAAGCAUUAACAAAUCAGAACUAUUUAAAGUGAGAGAGUUCAUUGAUAACCAUACAUGUCCUCUGAAGGACAAGGUGUAUGAGCAGCGACAAGCAAGCAGCAGCCUUAUAUGUGGUAUGAUUAGGCCUAAGCUUACUAAUCAUAAGAGAAAAUACACCCCAAAGGAUAUUAUUGAUAAUGUGAAAUCAGAUUUAGGUGUAGAUGUUAGCUACAUGUUGGCGUGGAGGGCUAAAGAAAAGGGGUUUGAUCAUUGUAGACCCAUUGUUGUUGUGGAUGGAAGUCACCUAAAAUCUUACUACACCGGGACAUUUGUUUCGGCAAGCACAUCGGAUGGUGCAGCAUAUGGUGUUAUUGAUUCAGAGAACGAUGCUGCUUGGACGUGGUUCUUUGAGCAAUUCAAGAUAGCAUACGGUGACAGGGAAAACAUGUGCAUCGCUUCAGAUAGAAAUGAGAGUAUCAUUAAAUCUGUAUCGAGAGUGUAUCCAGAUGUACCUCAUUUUGCUUGUAUAUGGCAUCUAUGGAGCAACAUAUAUAAUAAAUUCAAAAAGAGCCAUGCAAAGUUGAGCGAGAUAUACUUCUCGAUGGCAAAAGUAUACACACAAGCUGAAUUUGACAGUCUGGUGGAGAAGGUGGAGAUGGUAGAUAUUAGGGUGAAAGAAUACUUGGAGUUAGCUGGAUACGAAAAGUGGGCUAGGUUGUAUGCACCUGUUAACAGGGGAUGGACCAUGACGUCAAAUAUUGUUGAGUCAAUCAAUGUCGCACUAGUGUCAGCAAGGAAAUUGCCAAUAUACGACUUCCUCGAAGAAGUUAGGAAGAUGUUUGGACGUUGGAAUUGUUGUAACCGCAAAGAAGCUACACAGACAUACACAACGCUUGGAAAAAAAUACCAGGAGAUGCUGACUUUGAAUGAGGCAAUGUCUACACGCAUGACUAGCAAGUUUCUAAUGCCAGAAGGAUAUUGCUCUAACUAUUACAAACCAAAUUCUGUUGUAAUGACAUACGAUGUGCCUGUGUACCCGCUACCGGACAGAAAUGACUGGAAUAUACCAGCACAUGUUGCAGAGGAGGUUGUAUUACCACCCAAAUGGAAAAGACCUCCUGGAAGGCCAAAGAAGAAGCGCGAUAAACCUUUAAGUGAAUUGUUGCAGCCGAAAAAGCAACAUUCAUGUAGCAUAUGUGGGCAGGGAGGACAUAACAUGCGAACGUGUAGAAAUGCUCCACGUAGUAUUUAG
Molecule: messenger RNA, 1779 nt
Organism: Nicotiana attenuata
Lineage: Eukaryota; Viridiplantae; Streptophyta; Magnoliopsida; Solanales; Solanaceae
Exons: 6
Coding region: 1-1779 (592 amino acids)
Source: RefSeq, a predicted model, not a curated record